Molecule: messenger RNA, 2860 nt
Organism: Cryptotermes secundus
Lineage: Eukaryota; Metazoa; Arthropoda; Insecta; Blattodea; Kalotermitidae
Product: pyruvate dehydrogenase E1 component subunit alpha type II, mitochondrial
Exons: 8
Coding region: 205-1470 (421 amino acids)
Biological process (GO): pyruvate decarboxylation to acetyl-CoA
Cellular component (GO): intracellular membrane-bounded organelle
Molecular function (GO): pyruvate dehydrogenase (acetyl-transferring) activity
Source: RefSeq, a predicted model, not a curated record
UCUCGCAGUUUCUCGGAAUUCUCGGAAGUUGAGGUCGUUGAGCGGUCGUUGGGGUCGUUGGGUUGUUAGUGGUCGGUAACAGUCACGUGGUUUGAUGGUGUCAGCUGUGUCAGAUUCGGGUUUUAAAAUUUACUUUGUGCUCUACUUUGUGCAUUUAUAGAUUGGUUUCGUGAGAGAAAUAACAAGAUUCGGAUUACUGACAAGAUGAUUAAAGUCAACAUAUGGAACUUUGGAAAGAAAGCCCAGCGUCAUUUUGGUACAUGGUAUCAAAUGAGUAAGGAUGUAGCAACAAGGAUGGCUCCAGACUUUAUGGAAAUGUCAAUGAAAGCUAUAUCUUCAUUUUUUACUUCAUCGAAAAAGAGCUAUGCAACAGAAGCAACAUUUGAAACAAAGCCUUUUCGCUUGCAUCGACUGGAAAUGGGACCGUCGAACACUGUUACAGUGACUCGUGAUGAUGCCUUGGCACUUUAUGAACAGAUGCAUACCAUUAGAAGGAUGGAAACUGCAGCAGGCAAUAUGUACAAGGAAAAAAUUAUUCGUGGCUUCUGUCACCUAUACUCUGGACAGGAAGCUUGUGCUGUUGGUAUAAAGGCUGCUCUUCGACCUCAGGAUUCUGUAAUCACUGCCUAUCGAGCUCAUGGUUGGACGUAUGUGAUGGGUGUCCCACAGUUGGGAGUAUUGAGUGAAUUAACAGGACGUCAGUCUGGUUGUGCUCGUGGUAAAGGAGGUUCCAUGCAUAUGUAUGGAAAAAACUUCUAUGGAGGAAAUGGUAUUGUAGGAGCUCAAGUUCCUUUAGGUGUAGGAAUUGCACUGGCUUCAAAGUACAGUGGCUCAGAUGGAGUCUGCAUAGCUCUCUAUGGAGAUGGGGCUGCAAACCAAGGCCAGGUGUAUGAAGUAUAUAACAUGGCCAAAUUGUGGGAUGUCCCAUGCAUAUUUGUGUGUGAGAACAAUGGUUAUGGAAUGGGAACCAGUGUCGAGAGGGCUUCUGCAAGUACAGCAUAUUACACCCGAGGCGAUUAUGUACCAGGGAUAUGGGUUGAUGGUAUGGAUGUACUAGCCGUAAGAGAAGCUGCUAGAUACUCUGUUGAUUACUGUACAAGUGGUAAAGGUCCUAUUCUCCUGGAAAUGGCCACAUAUCGCUAUAGCGGACAUUCUAUGUCAGACCCUGGUACAAGUUACAGGACAAGAGAAGAGAUUCAGGAAGUUCGACAGACAAGAGAUCCUGUCACAUCUUUUAAAGAGAAAAUUAUAGCAGCUGAAUUAGCUACUGCUGAAGAAAUGAAGAAUUUAGAAAAUAAAAUUCGUGCUGCAGUGGAUGAGAAUGUAAAGAAGGCAAAGAGUGACAAGGAGAUUGGACUAGAAGAAUUAGUAACUGAUAUUUAUGCUGAUAGCAAGGAAGAAUAUAUCCGAGGAAUAACACCAUGGGAUCGGUUGGAACACAAGACCCUUGGAAUGGCUGUGAAUGUAUAAAAUUUAUUAAAUAGAGUAAGGUUAGAUACUUGUUUCUAUACUACAGUUUUGAGGGCAACUCAGUGUACAUACCAUUUUUACUGGAAUAUGUGGUAGUGAUUUCAAAGUAUGGCAGUUUCCAGAACAAUUUCAUAACAUGUCUUUGUAUUGUUAUAUUUAUUAAUCUGACGUUAAAUUUUUUGUUCCCAUAAAUGAGACCAAUUACUGGCUAAUAAUGUUAAUAUUGUAUUAUAACAGAAGUUUUAUUUCAGUUGAAUUUAAUAGUAAAACAAUUUUUCAUAUACUGAUAAAACCAGACUUGCACAAGUAAUAGUAAUUUCAGCUUCCUUUUUAGUAUCCCUAACAGUCCAAGUAAAUUUUCCUUAAACGUAAAAAUUCCCUGACCAGUAAAAAUAUGAAGGCAACAUAAAAUAUGGAAUGUUAUAUUUUAAUUGUUUUGUUUAAACUUCUACAAAUUCUGGUGUAUACUUGUGUCAGAAAUGAAGACUUAUAAUACAGACAGACCUGAAUGUUCAGCAGUGUGGGAUUCAGUUCCAUAGAUUUUACUGUGUGACAAGUAAUAAAUACACUGAAAUGGGUAGUAAUGAUUAUUACUGUCAGCUGUGUGAAACAGAUAUCCGUUUUUUAUUAAUUAAAAAUUGCCACUGCCUGUUUUACUUUAGACAAGAGGCGACAUAAUUCCGAUCCACGUAUUUUUGUAAUCCAUCAGAAACAAGGAAACUACUUCAUGUAUUAUUUUGUCAUUACAAAUGCGCAAAAGAUUGAUCAGUAUUGAAAUGGCAUUUUUGAAUCCUUACUGUUAUACGUAUGUCCAUAAUGAAUGUUUCUGUACUAUCACACAACACAUGAUAUUUUGGCCAUUAUAUAAUAAGUGAUUGCAUUUAAUAUUUAUUUAUGGUUUCUUUAAUGAUGCUGUCAGCAUCUUAGGAUAUACAGUGUAGAAUGGUAGGAAGAGUAGUGAGUUGGAAAAGAUGCAGAAAGAACCUGCUUUGACCUAAUUUGAAGUGUUACUUCUUGAGCCAGGCCGCUCAAUUCCAUUUCCUAUUCACCACACUUCAAACAGUAAAUUCUGUGAUAUGAUACUGUUAGAAAGUGUCAUAAUUGGAUACUCAGCAGUAACAUUUUAUUUAAGAAUGAACUGAGCCAAAUCUUUCACACAAACUUUAAUAGAAAUUGAAGCACCCAUCUCUCUCAUUAUUCACUUCCUACUAUAGGACACAAUCAAUACUGCAGUCACACAAAGCCAGUGCAUUUUGUACUUUAUUUAACAAGCCAUCAGUAACAGAAAAAUUAAUAAUGAAAUGGAAAGGAAGUGGUCAAGGCCUAAUUUAAACUCUUCUCCUAGCAUUUACCUCGAGGGGCUGAGGAAAAUCACAAAAAAAAAAAAAAA